CUGAAAUAAAAGCGAUAGCUCUAUUAUAGUUGAAAAUCUAUAUACGAGAAACUCCACCGAUAAAUUAAUUGGGCAAAAGAGCACAGGUGUCCGCAUCUCUGCAAGUUGAAGCUACAUGAUUCCCUUACCAGCCGUAAAUUCAUCAGAGCUCCACAUCUUCAUAUACCAAUAGUUUCGAGGAGGAAGUACUUCACCUUGACUACAUGGCUUCCUCUCGCCCCCCUACCAGUACUUGCUCGAGUCCUCCCUUUCGCAGGCACAAGCAACUGAUCACUUUCAAGGAUCCCCAAGUUAGAUGCCAAAGCUUUCGAGAAGAUGGAACAUCUGCAAAUAUCGUGGAUGCAAAUCUGGGUAUUCUGAGAGGCAGAAUAGCAGAAGUAAAGAUGAAGGAGAAGUUGGACGCAUGGUGCAGACUGAAAAAUGGCUGGAAUUAUCAGUCUGGUUAUGAUCACAAAUACAAGAGAGAUGCUAUGUUAUCCGAGUCUUUAGAAAUUAUGGGGUUUGCCAGCGGUGCACUUGGGUUCGUCUUUCUUUCCGGCUCUCUUUGCAUCUGGCUUGUUUCUCUCCUAGUUCAUUUGACUCCAUGAAAGGGAGUAAAGAAAUCUUGUAAGUAUAUUUUUAUCUACAUAUAUAUUGUGGAUGCAGCUCUUGCUUAGAUCUGUUCAGCUCCAUAAGGCAAGACUUCGCUCCACCGAAUGUAUCUUUUUUCUAUCCUUAGGAGGACAAGAAAGGGUGGGAAAGGGAAACAAAUUAAAGAAAAAGCACCAGAUAUUUAUUAUUAGUGAUAUACGACGCAAGUUCAUAAAAAGAAUAUAAUAUGUGACGCAAGAGAUGCCCCAUCUUUGAAUGUAUAACAAUGUUCUGCUCUUCUAAAAUUAGGGCUUAAUUUUACACAGAAGUGCAGCAGACGAACACUUGGAGGCACCUCUUCUAUUCAUAACAAGGGAAAAGAACAUUUAUCUGGUAGGAAGUGUAGAAAUGUAACUGGCCGUAACUAUCAACUGACACACAUCUCACGUUAGGAGGCAGUCAUAAUAUUCAAUCAAUGACACCAAGCCACUAAGAGUGUUCAUCCCAGCGCGGGAAAUGAGAAAGAUGUUGUCUUUAUCCAGAGAAUUUCGACAGAUAGUAUAUUUAGCUCUUACAAAGCCAGAAUCUGAUUCUACUCGACACAUAAAGUUGAAAGGAGGGGAUACAU
Populus euphratica (Euphrates poplar) is the source of this 1198-nucleotide messenger RNA. RefSeq lists its product as uncharacterized. The coding region runs from base 204 to 587 and encodes 127 amino acids. The transcript is spliced from 2 exons. Lineage: Eukaryota; Viridiplantae; Streptophyta; Magnoliopsida; Malpighiales; Salicaceae. The record is from RefSeq and is a predicted model, not a curated record.